Messenger RNA from Danaus chrysippus (African queen), 951 nucleotides. NCBI's taxonomy places the organism in Eukaryota, Metazoa, Arthropoda, Insecta, Lepidoptera, Nymphalidae. The record is from the annotation of a GenBank genome assembly.
AUGGAUUUAACGAUUGUAAUAUUAAUUUAUACGAUCAUUUUAAUAUUAUUAUCAUUGUGGAUAUAUUGUAAAAUAUCCUGCGGUAUUUGUAAAUAUAGUGGACAUUUAAUCGGAAAGGUUGUUAUCGUGACCGGUGCAAACUCAGGUAUAGGUUACGAAACCGCGAAAGAUCUUGCACAGAGGGGUGCUAAAGUUAUAUUAGCCUGCAGGAAUCUAGAGCGAGGAGCAAGUGCUAGAGACAAAAUUAUUGCCUCUUCAAACAACAACAAUGUACACUUACUACAUUUAGAUUUAGCUUCCCUCGCAUCUGUAAGAAGAUUUGUUGAUAGCAUUCUGCAAAACGAAGAGCGUUUAGAUAUUCUUAUAAAUAAUGCUGGACAAUACUACACGGAAAAUAAGAAAACGGAAGACGGAUUGCUACUUGGGAUGCAAGUUAAUUACUUCAGUUCAUUUCUUUUAACAUCGCUCUUACUCCCUUUAUUAAAAGCAUCAGCACCGAGUCGAAUAAUUAACAUUUCUUCAAUUGCACACUUUUUUGGGAGAAUAGACUUAAAUGAUUUAAACAUGGAAUACAGUGCUAUUUUUAAUUCACACUUAGUUUACGCUAACGCAAAGCUCUGUUUGCUACUAAUGACUAUGGAGUUAAAUCGCAGAUACAAGUUAAAGGGCUUAACAGCAUACGCUCUUCACCCUGGAGUCGUGAACACUGAAAUGGUUCAACACUUAAAUUCGUGGUUCGUUAGAAAUAUAUUAAAGAUUUCUAAAACAUUCCAUAAAACGCCGUGGGAAGGAGCACAAACUACAAUUUAUUUAGCUGUAACACCUGAAAUCAAUGAAAUUGGAUGUUUUUUUAAAGAUUGCAAUGAAGCGAGAUGUAGUAGAGCAGUACAAGAUUUGGAAAGUGCAUCUAAACUAUGGGAGCUGUCAGAAAAAUAUGUAAAUUUGAAAUGA